AUGAGAAUUUAUGUCAUCGGAAGAUUUACCCCCAUAUGUCUUAGCAGCAUCCAUGAUGUUUGCAAGCUGAUGAGUGUGUGCGUGAUCUUAAAUGUUAAUGAAGCGUGUUUAGGAGAAGGAUUUGUUAAUUCAAAAUGCAUGGAUGAAUGGUUUGACUUUAGUCUGAAGGUAAAUAUUAAUUCUCUGUUUUGUAGUAGUGUGGACUUUGUGCAAGAGACGUCCCUGAAAAUGGAAAACAACGCAACCAUAGAAAUUCUGAAAUCUACCAGACCAUCCAUCCUUAAAGAAGAGGCAAUCGCAGAAAGAAAAUGGGUGAAGCUUGAACAGACGACCUACGUUGAUCCCUCAGGUAAAACCAGAAUUUGGGAAACUGUAAAGCGUACUACCAAGAAAGAGGACAGUUCAGCUGAUGGUGUAUCAGUUAUACCUGUGCUACAAAGAACUCUCCACUAUGAUUGCAUUGUCCUAGUGAAACAAUUCAGGCCUCCAAUGGGAGGGUAUUGCUUGGAAUUCCCUGCAGCUGUUUGCUUGGACCCUGGUUUGACAAACUGCACAACGCACAUUGUGACUGUCACCAUUAAUGGAGAUGAUGCUUGUAAUACAAGACCCAUGCAAAAGCCUGAGGAAGGAGAAUUUGUGGAAGUUGUUUCACUACCAAAGAAUGAUCUACUGCAGAGAAUUGAAGAGCUAGUGGCAGAAGACCAUGUUUUAGUGGAUGCCAGAGUUUACGCCUAUGCAUUAGCACUGAAACAUGCAACACAAAAACCCCUCCAAGUGCCUUUUAUGAAGUUCUAA
This is a messenger RNA of Gopherus evgoodei (Goodes thornscrub tortoise), 795 nucleotides long. RefSeq names its product nudix hydrolase 5 (gene NUDT5). Gene Ontology annotation, biological process: nucleoside phosphate metabolic process; ribose phosphate metabolic process. Gene Ontology annotation, molecular function: ADP-ribose diphosphatase activity. Bases 1 to 795 code for a protein of 264 amino acids. The record is from RefSeq and is a predicted model, not a curated record. Gene Ontology annotation, cellular component: nucleus. Lineage: Eukaryota; Metazoa; Chordata; Testudines; Testudinidae. The transcript is spliced from 8 exons.